AUGAUUCAUAAACGCCCAUAUUUCUUCCUCCAUGCAUUCCGUUUCUCCCGUCGCAUUGCCUUUGCUUUCGCCGCGCAGGUUCCGUACGAGUGUUUACAGCCGGGCCGCGUGUACAGGCAGCGGUCGUUCGUGCAGCACCCGUGGGUGUUUCGCGACAUGGCGACGAACGAGCCAUUCGUCGUCGGCAAGAGAGCUGAUUCGUCACGGAGCGAGAUGAUUAUCAAGCGCCCAGAGCUGCUUCCGUGGACAACGGCAUCGCACUACCGGUUCCCGAUUGAAUUCAGAGGGUUCGUGGCUAAGUUGCUCCUCUGCUGCAACAGAUUAACGAAGCAGCAGCACGCGCAGGGUCUGCCUGUCAGGCACAAACGGGCUCAAGCUUCUCCCCUACUGGGAGUGCUCCUUGCGGGAUUGCCAUCGGAUGUGCUGCUUGUGAUUAUAGCGAAAACUGCGCCAGACCAACCAGACAUCGAGGGCGUGUGGUGCUACUAG
Molecule: messenger RNA, 489 nt
Organism: Closterium sp. NIES-65
Lineage: Eukaryota; Viridiplantae; Streptophyta; Zygnematophyceae; Desmidiales; Closteriaceae
Source: the annotation of a GenBank genome assembly